AUAAUGAAAAACAAUUAGAAAUGACUGUUGGCAUGAAAAACUAUAAGCCACAAGAAAUCAAAGUGUCAGUUAAAAAUAAUGAACUUAUUGUUCAAGGUGAACAUCGACAUAAAGAUGCUAAUCGUACAGAACGAUCAUUCUUCUUUAAAUCAACAGUUUUACCACCUGGAACACAAGUUGAUCAGCUUCAAUCACAUUUAACUGAUGAUGGUCAAUUAAAGAUUGAAGCACCAUUUGUUGAACAAAAGGAAGCUCCAAAAUCAAUUGAACCAAAAGAAGCACCAAAACCAGCUGAGACUGAGAAAAAGCAAGGUGAUAAAUAA
Molecule: messenger RNA, 323 nt
Organism: Rotaria sp. Silwood1
Lineage: Eukaryota; Metazoa; Rotifera; Eurotatoria; Philodinida; Philodinidae
Source: the annotation of a GenBank genome assembly